GAAGUAAAGGGCGAACGCUUGAGUACAUCAACAAUAGUGCGCAUUAUCGAAGGCGAAUCCUCUUCUUCCAACAGGCGGCAUCGUCCAGUCGUCAGAGGCACUGACAGGUUGAGCGCAUUGCCGCAGCAUAUUCUGACCGAAAUCUUGUCUCGCCUCUCAACAAUUGAGGCUGCAAGGGUUAGCUUUAGUUCAAGAAUUUUGACGACUACAUGGCAUUUGCUGCCAAAUCUUGUUUUCGAUUAUAGUCAGUUCCCGGCUAUGGUGAAUAAGGCACAUUCUUUCUUGAGAUUCGUCGACUGGACUGUUGCUCACCAUGAUGAAUCAGAUGUUAAAAUUUUUGAACUUCAGCUCGGGCCUACCACUUAUUGCGAGGUUUCGAUCAAGUACCAAUGGGUGGAAUUUGCCAUACAACACAAUGUGCAAAAGCUUGUUCUUCAUGGAAGAGUUUGUGGGACUCAAAAUCUAGCAGAUUCCAUCUUUUCAUGUCGGUCCCUUGUAAAAUUGGAGUUGUCUGUACAUGAAAUUGUCUUAUCUUGGCCUGAAACUAUUCAGCUUCCAAACCUCAAGAAACUAAAGCUGAAAUUCUUGCUUCUGCCAGAGAUGAUCACCAGCCAAGAUUUGUUCUCAAAUUUCCCUGCACUUGAAAAACUCUCCAUGUUCUUCUGCAACGUUGCGUCCCUCAAUGUUUUUUCUAUUUCAUCUUCAAGAUUAACGGAGUUCACGAUGUCUGCCUGUCUAGGGAUUGAAAGCUGCUCGAUCAGGCUCCAGACUCCAUCUCUAUCUAAAUUCAUAUACACCAGUUGGGAUCCAAGGGAAAGUGUGCUGCAA
Messenger RNA from Sesamum indicum (sesame), 828 nucleotides. The record is from RefSeq and is a predicted model, not a curated record. NCBI's taxonomy places the organism in Eukaryota, Viridiplantae, Streptophyta, Magnoliopsida, Lamiales, Pedaliaceae.